ACCCUCACCCUGGCUACGCUCCUCACCUUAACUCACUGACACCCCAACCCCUUUCCUUCUACUGCCUGGUGUCACACACCCUCACCCUGGCUACGCUCCUCACGUUAACUCACUGACACCCAAACCCCGUUCCUUCUACUGCCUGGUGUCACACACCCUCACCCUGGCUACGCUCCUCACCUUAACUCACUGACACCCCAACCCCUUUCCUUCUACUGCCUGGUGUCACACACCCACACACACACAAGCAGUGAGUGAGUCUCUUAGCCAUGCCUGCCCUCCUGUCCGUCUGUUUGCCUGUGAAAAUCCUCUCCCUCCAGCUCUAUGAAGAGGUUCUUCAGCAUGGUGCAGCACAGCCUGAUCAGUGUGACCAAGGACAAGGCCUGGCUCCACCAGACGGUAUGUCCCGGGCCGCAGCCACAGGAGAAAGAGAACAGGAAGGCACAGGUGCCACGCAGGGCAGCUAAGAUGAUCUUGACAGUGUACCUGAGCGACAGCCAGCAGAUGCUGACAGAGGUGCCCAUCACCCCAGAGACCACCUGUAAAGACGUGGUGGAGUUCUGUAAGGAGGCCGGAGAAGGUGGCUGUCACCUGACUGAUGUCUGGAAGGGCAACGAGAGAGUGAUCCCCUUUGACCACCUGAUGUAUGAGCACCUGCAGGAGUGGGGUCCCAGGAGGAUGGAGGUCAGGUUCUACCUGAGACACGAAGACUCCCCCUCAGAGAGCAGCGACCAGGGGAGCCAGCUCUCUCAGGAACAGUCCAACAGAGGCAGUGGAGGGAGCUCAGACCAGUCAUGUGAGGAAAGGGUGGGGAACCCUUGCGUGGAGCUGACUCUGUCGGAGCUGCAGGAGAUGGCCACACGGCAACAGCAACAGAUCGAGACCCAACAGCAGAUGCUGGUUGCCAAGGAGCAGCGUCUGAGGUACCUGCAGCAGCAGGACCACAGACAAGGCCAGACGGUGUCAGAGGCUGAGAAGCUACAGAGGUUGAUGGAGCGAGUGGAGAGUCAGGAGGCCAAACUAAAGAAGAUCCGCGCCAUGAGGGGCCAGGUGGACUACAGCAAGCUCAUCAAUGGCAACCUGUCGGCUGAGAUCCAGCAUGUGAGUGGGCAGUUCCAGGAGAAGCAGGCAGAGCUGCAGUCAGCUGUGGUGAAGGUGGACCAACUCAACCAGCAGCUUGAGGACCUGAGGAGGGGACGUCUCAACGGCCUGCAGCCCCUAGGAGGACCUCUCACUGGCACCGCCGCUCUGGAGCUACGCAAACUCUACCAGGAACUACAGGUGCGUAACAAGCUGAACACGGAGCAUAGUGGCAGGCUGCAGCAGAACAAGGAGCUGCUGAAUAAGCGCAACACAGAGGUGACUAUGAUGGACAAGCGCAUUGGGGACCUUCGGGAGCGCCUGCACAAGAAAAAAACAGAGCUUAACAGGAUAAACGGUCCUCCCUCCCCCCAGCCCACUCCCAGCAGCUCAGGCCGCAUAGCCGCGGUAUGUCCGUACAUCCAGGUGCCCGUCCCAGGCAGACAAGAGGUGGGCUAUGCUCUGCCCCCAGACCCCGUCAAACCACCGUUUGUCCCUGGGACUGGCACCAUCAGCCAUGGCCGCUCCAAAUCAGAGGAGGAAGGGUGCGGUGUGAGGAAGCCCUUCGUCCAAUGGAAGGUCUCAGAUUUAGACAUCAUAGUGGACCCCGUGGAGAUGAGAGAGGUGCCCCGGUCCCCCUCAGGGGCCUGCAGUGCCGACACAGUCUGGACCAAUGAAGCAGUGUGGCCCACCCUUAGUAAAAGUGUCUCCUCGAUGCAACCUUCAGAUUGGAGAAACUCCAGCCACGACCAGAGCCUUGACUUCAGUAAGCUACUAGGAGGAUCCGUGUCCAAACCACUACCCAUCUAUGGGACCUAUCCUGCACCUACUGGCCACCCGUCUAUAGUCUGCUCUACCAGCUCCCUGACCAGGUCUGCCCCUGCCACUUUAGCCUGGCAGCGUUCAGCCCCAGCACCUCCUGGUUACUCCUCCCAGCAGAUCCAGCAGCGUAUCUCUGUCCCCCCUAGCCCCACACCCCAGUCAGGCCUGGGGGAGGGGGAGAGUCCUGACCACCUGCCGGCUGUGGCUGUGAGACCCUACGUUCCAGACCGGUCCUCCUCCAGGCCUCAGUCCCCCAGGAAGGGCCCUGCCACUAUGAACUCCUCCUCCAUCUACCACAUGUACCUGCAGCAGCCUGCAGCAGCCAAGAGCUACCCAGCAGGAGGCAGGUCUGCUGUCAAAGCAGUGUAUGGGAAACCUGUGCUUCCCUCCAGCACCUCUCCCUCCCCUGUGCCCUGCCAGCAUGAGGCCCUUUCCCCAGGAGGAGAGAGUGGAGGGGACAUGGUGGACAGGGAAGGGGACACCACAGAGGGUAGACUCCUACCCCCUCCCAGUGUGGAGAACAUCCCGCGACCCCUGAGCCCCACCAAGCUGACCCCCGUGGCCCACUCCCCGCUGCGCUACCAGAGCGACGCCGACCUAGAGGUCCUGCGCCGGCGGCUGACCAAUGCACCGCGCCCGCUGAAGAAACGCAGCUCCAUCACAGAGCCAGAGGGCCCCACCGGACCCAACAUCCAGAAGCUCCUGUACCAGCGCUUCAACACCCUGGCCGGAGGCAUGGAGGGCAGCAACAGCACCCCAUUCUACCAGCCCGUCUUCAUGGGUGGUGUCCUGGAAUGUCCUGACAUGGACAACAUCAACACUUCUAAUGGGAACCUGAUCGGGACAGCUUCCCUGGUCGUCACUGCCGCAGACGGUACCAACUCAGACCAUCGCCUGUCCUCUUCCAUGUCCCCUUCCUCUGACUCCAAUGAGAGGAGGACACGCCCACCCAGUGAGACCACUCCCCGCAUGCCCACCCCCCAGCCCAGCUUGGAAGACAACAACAACCAACCUGGUCCUUCUAGCACCACCUCCACUCCCAGGCCCAUCCCCAUCCCUGAGGCCUCGUCUCCCCAGCCGAAAGAAACCUCUCCCCGGACUGUCACACCCCCGGCAUUGCCUAAGAUCAAGAGGACUAACCUGAAGAAACCUGAGUCAGAGAGGACAGGCCAUGGGCUGCGGGUCAAGUUCAACCCUCUUGCCCUGCUACUGGAUGCCUCUCUGGAGGGAGAGUUUGACUUGGUGCAGCGGAUCAUCUAUGAGGUUGAGAACCCCAGCACGGCCAAUGACGAGGGCAUCACCCCCCUUCACAACGCCGUAUGUGCUGGACGUCACCACAUCGUCAAGUUCCUGCUCGACUUUGGAGUUAACGUCAAUGCUGCUGACAGCGAUGGAUGGACCCCACUACACUGUGCGGCCUCCUGUAACAGUGUGCAUCUCUGUAAGCUGCUGGUGGAGUCAGGGGCAGCCAUCUUUGCCACCACCAUCAGUGAUGUGGAGACAGCGGCUGAUAAAUGUGAGGAGAUGGAGGACGGAUACACACAGUGUUCCCAGUUCCUCUUCGGGCUGCAGGAGAAGCUGGGGGUGAUGAAUAAAGGGUCUGUGUACGCGCUGUGGGACUAUGAGGCACAGAGCUCAGAUGAACUGUCCUUCCACGAGGGAGACGCCAUCACCACCCUGAGUCGCAGGGACCACGCUGAGACAGAGUGGUGGUGGGCCAGGCUACAUGACAAGGAGGGCUACGUACCACGCAACCUGCUCGGGUUGUAUCCAAGGAUCAAGCCUAGACAACGUUCUCUGGCAUAGAGAAGACGGUGCACGUUGUUGUGCUCUGACUGGGCUCAGAGCUGGGUCUGACUGGAUCUGCAGACAGGGGCUGUGCCCGGACAGUACCCUCUCUUUGUGCCAGUCUGUGCCUCCCCAGAACAAAGGACAAGGGCCAGGGCAUGGACAGAGGGAUCAUAUCCGGACAGACAGACAUGCUUGGAAUUGGUGGUCACUUACCUAAGAGGAAGUAGAGGCAGUAUCCAUGGCCCAGAGAUCAUUCAGAGAAUACUCUGAGCAGAGCUCCCCUCUUUCCCUUCUCACUCAGUGUUUGUCUCCUGUGUGUCAGUCAGAGUAAGGCCUAAAUGUGAUGAUCUCAGAAAAGGGAGCAGAGAACAGGGGCAGUCGUGAGUUAUUGAAUAUGGGUUUUGCAGUAAGUGCUGUUUGAAGGCGAUCAGAGUUCAAACUCUGGAGGUCAUAUCUUCAGGGUUCAGCAGAGGAAAGAAAGGAACAGGUUUUUACAAGAUGAGAAAAGGAAGGAAAGUGACGGAAGGUGUAAUUGAAAGACUUUGAAUGCCAGUUAAAACUACUAAAAGAUGUGUGGAAUGUUCUAAACAGUCAUACAAUGUUGGUGCUAUUUAUGCAAACCAAAACGUGUUCUGAAGGAAUGAGUGGAAGAUGUAAUGCUGGGAUGGGAAAGUGAAAGGGCUGCAUUCUCUUCUACAGAUGCAAUAACUAUGAAGCUAACUAUGGGUGUGAAUUUGAACUAAACUCAUCAUAAGCCUACAGUAUAUAAAUGCUUUAUCACCUAAAAAGGCCUAUAGUUGGAUCUCUCUUUGGAGUUUUCAUUUUGAGUUACAUUUUAGCAGACGUUUGUACAUUGUAUUGUUUUCCCUAUUUUUGUUUCAAGUUGGUUGUUGUCUUUUUAAUACCCAUCAUGCAAAGUGAUACACAUUUUGAUCACUGAGUAUAGCCAUACCACAGGAGGUUGGUGGCACCUUAAUUGGGGAGGAUGGGCUCAUGGUAAUGGCUGGAGCGGAAUAGGUGGAAUGGUAUCAAAUACAGCAAACAUAUGGUUUCCAUGAGUUUGAUGACAUUCCAUUUGCUCCGGUCCAGCCAUUAUUGUGAGACGUCCUCCCCUCAGCAGCCUCCACUGAGCCAUACUGUACUAUCUUUGGUAUAGCCUACCUGUUGACUGAUGCUGGCUUGAUCUAUAGGUUGUGUAUUACCAUCAGUUCUAUGGGAUGGUUUAUGUGACAAAACGAACACCAAACAAUAUGCAUAAUGAAAUGUAAAUGUACACAAUAAAUAAUGAUUUCCCUUAAAUGGGAAUAAAAAAUGUUUUAACAUAUACUGAACAAAAAUAUGAAUGCAACAUGUAAAGUGUUGGUCCCAUGUUUCAUAAACUGAAAUAAAAUAUUCCAGAAAUGUUCUAUA
Messenger RNA from Oncorhynchus nerka (sockeye salmon), 5103 nucleotides. It is a transcript of the gene ppp1r13ba, whose product is annotated as protein phosphatase 1, regulatory subunit 13Ba. Gene Ontology annotation, biological process: regulation of apoptotic process. Gene Ontology annotation, molecular function: p53 binding. The transcript is spliced from 18 exons. Lineage: Eukaryota; Metazoa; Chordata; Actinopteri; Salmoniformes; Salmonidae. The record is from RefSeq and is a predicted model, not a curated record. The coding region runs from base 325 to 3708 and encodes 1127 amino acids. Gene Ontology annotation, cellular component: nucleus.